AUGGUUCUCGCAGUUGACCUUCUCAACCCCACCCCGGCCGCUGAGGCCCGCAAGCACAAGCUCAAGACCCUCGUGCCCGCCCCCCGCUCCUUCUUCAUGGACGUCAAGUGCCCUGGGUGCUUCACCAUCACCACCGUCUUCUCGCACGCAAACACAGUCGUCGUCUGCCAGGGCUGCUCGCAGGUCCUGUGCCAGCCCACUGGUGGCAAGGCGCGGUUGACCGAGGGUUGCUCUUUCCGAAGGAAGUAGACGGUUCGCUAUCGCAAUGAUAGUGGGGAAUGAUGGAUUACGAUGAUGACUAUCAUGGCAUAGGGGCGUAGAUCUCAUUGGCGCCAAUCGACUCGACCGCAGGAUAGAAGAGGGAUCUUUCGACUCGAGUCAAUGCAAAAAGUCAAAAACGGGAGUUCCGGAUAUCUCAGCGCUGAUGGACAACCCUUUCCUCGAAUCUAUUUCCUUUUUGUUUGGCAUGGUCUUUCAGCUUUCAUGUACAUGCAUGUGGGAGGAGAGAUGGCAUUUCAGAGCCUUUGGAUCAAUCGUCCUAGGUGAGGACCGGUUUGCAAUCGAGGACACCUACGCAUGCUAGCGGUCCUUUGUAAAUCAAAACGUCAAAUCCUCACAUUCUUUUAACA
Pyrenophora tritici-repentis Pt-1C-BFP is the source of this 629-nucleotide messenger RNA. RefSeq names its product 40S ribosomal protein eS27. Gene Ontology annotation, biological process: translation; ribosomal small subunit assembly. The record is from RefSeq and is a predicted model, not a curated record. Lineage: Eukaryota; Fungi; Ascomycota; Dothideomycetes; Pleosporales; Pleosporaceae. Gene Ontology annotation, cellular component: ribosome; cytosolic small ribosomal subunit. Gene Ontology annotation, molecular function: structural constituent of ribosome; RNA binding.